GCUGCUGCCGCCGCCUUCGCGGCCUGUGGAAGGCCCGCUCUCUCUCCGCCGCCGCCAUGUACCCGACGUGGGGCAUGUACGGGGCGGCCCCGGGGCCUUACCCGCCGCCCGGCAUGAUGCCGCCGCCGCCUCCCGCCAUGCCGGGCCCUCCGCCGGCCGUCCUGCCGCCUCCCACGGCCCUGAGCGGCUACGGCGGGCCCUCGGCGGCGCCCUCCUCGGCGGGGGGCUUCCUCAGCUUCCAGGAGCAGCACUUGGUCCAGCUGCAGCAGCUCCAGCAGAUGCACCAGAAACAGCUGCAGUCGGUGCUGCUGGGCGGGGGGCCCGCUCCGCCCGGGGGCCCUCCUCCGAGCCUGCCGCCUCCGCUGCCCACCUCGCCGUGGCCUAACGCCCCGCCGCCUCCGCCGCCGCCGGCGCGGAGCUACCAGCAGCAGUUCCAGCACCGCGAGCCGGCCUUCCGCAAUGCCGCGCCGGAGGAGGCCUCCGAGCCGGCCCAGGCGCCCGAGGCGUGGAAGGGCCCCGCCAGCAGCCUGGAGAUGGACAUGGACCUCUCUUCCUCGCCGCCGCCCCCCGGCGGAGCUGCCCCUUACGCGGCCGGGCCCGCGCAGAGCCAGGCCUCGCCUCAGGCUUACCUGCCUCACGCGCAGGCCGCCGCCUCCUCCUCCUCGUCGUCGCAGGCCUUCCCGGACCCCGUGCCCCCCGUGGCUUCUGCUGCGCCUCCCGCCGCCUGCCAGGCUUACCAGCCCGCCUCCCAGCUGCCGCCCCAGCCCCCCAAGCCCGAGUCUUGCUUGCCCGAGUCGGGGAAAGGCCCCGACUUAGAGGUUAGAGGGGACCUGCAGCAAAGCGCCCCCAAAACAGACGUCUCCUCCAUGAAUCUCCAGGAACAGCAGCAGUAUUGGUAUCAACAACAUCUGCUUACUCUGCAGCAGAGGGCAAAAACACAUGCAUUGGGACAGCAGCUGCCAUCAGUUUUGGGAGCUGUAAAAGAUGCCCCUGAGCAGAGACAAGAAGAAAAGGGAGUUCCUAUUUCUGAUGAACUUUCUGAGUCUGCUUUGCAUUUUGAAGCUAAAUUACCACAUCUCAAAGGUGGUGAUCCCCCUUUGUCAUCUGUUGAGGCAAAGUGCCCUCAGCUGAGCCUUGAGCCACCAGUGGAUCCGGAGGAAAGUUUGAGAUUGCAGCAGUUGCAAAUGGCAGCAACACAGUGGCAGCAGCAUCCACAGCAGCGAGUGGGUUUUCAGUAUCAGAGAAUCAUGCAAAAGCAUGCUCAGCUGCAACAAAUUCUGCAGCACUAUCAGCAGAUCAUGCAGCACCCACCACAUUUGCCUACUCUCUCAGUGGAGAUGCAACUGCAGCACUUUGAGACUCAGAAUAAACAAUUCCAACCACUUUACAAAGAGUGGGAACGUGAAUUUCAGCAAUGGCAGGAUCAUCUUCAGACCUAUCCUCACAAAGAUCAGCUUUAUGAGUGUGAGAAACAGUGGAUGAUGUGGCAGGGCCAGAUGAAAGCUACUCAUAUUCACCUUCAAGAAAAAGUGAAGUCUCUUCGAAACAUGAACAGUCAAUAUGCUAGCAGUGGAACUUUGCCACUCCUAUAUCCACCAUAUCCUCAAACAAUACAGAGUGGUAUGCCGAUGGCAUCAUCUACUUUGUCCUCAACUUCACUCCCUCUGUCCUCUACUGGAUUCUCUUCUGACCCACAGACAUCUGAUAUGCCUGUUUCAAAUGAUCCUAGCCUUCACAGCACCCAGGCCACUGAAACAAGGCCAACCAUGUUACCUACAGCAGGUUCUUCUAAAUUUAAAAGUACUGAAUCACUUCCCACUUCCCAGCCCACAGAGAUGGUUAGACCAGGUCUGCUUCCUACUCCUACCUCGUCUUAUGCAUACAAAGAAGCUGAGUUACCUGCCAGUACUCUUAACACAGAGGUAACUAGACCAACUCUUUUUCCUGCUCCUAGUUCUUGUGUUUCUAAUGCCAAUGAACCACUUCCUGCAUCCCAGAUGACAGAUGUGGCCAGGCUAGGUCUGCUUCCUACCCCUGCCUCCACUACAUUUAAUACAGCUGAGACUCCUAGCACCCCCCAGACUAUGGAGUCAAGCAGACCAGGUCUGCUCCCUACCCCUACAUAUACUUCUUUCCCCUAUAAAAAUAAUGAUUCAUCAGCCCCUUCCCAGUCAACUGAGGCAACCAGACCAGCUCUGCUUCCUACCCCUGCUUCUUUGUCAUUUAAAGCUUCUGAUUCACUUGCCAGUUCCCAGGCCUCUGAAACAGGCAGACCAGCUCUUCUCCCUACCCCUGGUCCCUUUUCUUAUAAAAAUACAGAUACAUCUUCCACUUUGGCUUGUCGCUCAAAUCUAACAUCAUCUGCUAGCUCUUCAGACCAAGGAAGUUCUUAUGCUCCUCUGGGUAAACAGCCCAUGUCAUUUGGUUCAUCUGAACCAACUUCUAUUGAAGUAAAAUCCCAUUCUAUAGUAUCAUCUGCAUCUACUACUACUACUACUGCAACCACCACAAUCACUUAUCAGAACAGACAAGUGAGAACAGCUGGGUUUUCUGAUUCUCCAAGAGGAUCAUACAAUGAAGGUCCAAGGAGCUCAAGGUUUGAUGGACCACGAGGAAGAGGUUUUGAGAGAUUUGACUCCCCAAGACAGAGAGUGCCUCAUGUUCAGGGCCAACGUUUAGAAGGUCCAUGGCCAAGGCUUCAAAAUCAGCAUAACGAUGGAUUAUCAGGCAAACAGGGGCCUAUCCCUCGGGGUCCGGCAGCAGCAUUUUAUAGUCCUUCAGGUGCAUCGCAAAUCCAGACCUCUCAAGCGGGUGGGCCACAUUGGAGAGGACCUAGACCUCCUCUGGGAAACCAGAAUCAUCACAGAGAAAGUAAAGAAUCUCUUACUGAAAUGGCAAGUGGUCAGACAGUGGCAAAUAAAUCUAAAUUUGCACCAGAUUCAAAAGUAUCUGGCCCAGGUCAGCCUGAUAAGGACUUUUCUACAGCACAACAAAAUCUAUCCAAAACAGAGUCUGAGGCAAUGCCAGAAACAAAAAUGCAAAAUUUAGCUGAAUCUGCAUCGCAAUCAGAAACUGCAAAGGCAUCUAGCUGUACAUCAACUGUUCUGCAUCAGCCAGUGAUAUCUUCACUUCCUCCAAAAUCCGAAGGGAAAAAACCAUUACUACAAUCACCAGUAAUAGGAAAUAAAGAUGUGAACUCUAUGGAAAAUAAAUUGGCUUCAGAAAACAAUCAGAGCAAGGAACAGUCCAAACUGGAGAACAGGGAGAGGGGGCAAGUUACACCAAGAGAUACUCAGGCAAAAGGGCCAGUUGGCAGAGGCAGGGGCCAGGGUAGAAUGGAAGAUACAAGAGGCAGGGGCCGAGGCCGCUUGGGAGAUGUCAGAGGCAGAGGAAUGUCAAAUAGAGGUAGAGGUCAGACUAGAGAUGUAGUUGGCAGAGAUGUAAGCAGUGGACUAGGAAACCAUGGCAGACUGUCAGAGGGCAGUUGGGAAUCUGAGAUGGUAGAGCAGCCUGGCAACCAAGAAAGGGCAUUGGGUAUGAGACCAAGCAGCCAGGAGACGGGGUUACCACCUCGGAUGGGCAACAAAGAGAGGGGCCGUGCAAGUAGCCUAGAAAGAGGUGCAGUCAGGCCCCCCAGCAGCCAGGAGAGAGGACUGGAUUGGCAGACUGGGAGCAGGGAGAUGGACCCAGUUCAUCAAGCUGGUAGCUGGGAGAGAGACCUAGUCAGAAGACCUAGUAGUCAGGAAAGAGAACUAGGGAGGAGGAGGAGGCCUGGUAAUUGGGAGAGGACUAUGUACAGAUAUGAUGGAGGUGAUAAUGAAAAUGUACCUCCGUUUUGUGAAGAACCAACUAGGCCUCCAUGGGCUUACAGAGAAUUUGGAAUGGAAGAAGGGCAUCCAUUAGAAUACAGAGAUAUUCCUCCCCCAGAGUGCAGGCGAUCAGAUGACUGGGACAGAGACAGAUACUGGCAUGAACAGGGGCAUGACCAGGGGUAUGAUGAUCCCCACGAUUCAUAUGAGAGAGAUGACUUAUUACCACACCGCCAUCCGUUGCCUCCCCUUUCACCUCUCCCCCCUCUGCCUCCUUUACCUCCCAUAUCUACUGAUGUAGAGAGACGAGAUCCACUUUGGGAUGACUGGGAACGGCCUGUGCAUAGAGACAGGGAGAUGGACAGAGAUCUUGAUCGGAUCAGAAGACCCAUGGAUGUGUAUGAUCAUAAAUUAGAAAGAGAUUGGGACAGAGAUUAUGUGAGACCGUUGGACAGAGAUGCACUGAGUCAUGAUCUGGAUAUACCUCCUCUCCCUCCAUUGCCUCCCCUUCCUCCUUUAGACAGAUAUCAUGAGGAUCGAUGGUUGGAUGAAAGAGAGAGAGAUUUCUAUGACAGAGAUCCUAGAGAAAGGGGAGAGCUAAGAAUUCGAGAGUAUCCAGAGAGACAUGAUAUGUGGAGAGAACAGCCUGACUUACCGCCUGACAGGGGUGAUUGGGAAAGGGAAAGGUUUUCAGAUAGGUGGUACCACGAUGAAAGGGACAGAUUCCCACCUUUAGAGGAUCAUAUGGAACCACCGCCUCUGCCACCACGGUCUGAAUUAUUGGGAGAAGAGCCAAAUGUAACCUCUGAGCAGCCAGUGGGAGGAGUAAUGGUCCUUAGUCAAAGACAGCAUGAAAUAAUUUUGAAAGCAGCUCAAGAGCUAAAAAUGAUACGGGAACAAAAGGAACAUAUGCACCACAUACAAGAAUACGUUCCUGAGUCCCAUAUGUCUGAAUUCUCACAGCAGGAAAUGGCUAUGUCACAGAAUACAGCUAGUAGAAAGGAUAAUUUUCUGAAGCCUACCCCAAGCCAGAUGCCAAUAACCAAGUCAGCUACUUCAAUGGCAAAGCCUUCUGGCCCAGUUAUGAUGCCAUCUAUUCCAACUACAAAAUCUCUCCAACAAGCCGCUCUACCAACACAGCCAAAUGCUCCAGUUCUCAUGUCAACUGCAGCACCUACACAUGUUGCAGGUCCUGCAAUAAAGUCAUCACCCGGCAGGAACCAGGAGCGUUGGGAUGAAGAUUCUUUCCAGGGACUUUGGGAUAUCAGUGAAGAUAAAGGUUUAAAAUUAGAGUAUGACACUUUUAGAUCAGGUCCCUCAUUGUCGUCCUCAACAAUCCCAGCAUCAGUUGCUCCAGGAAUGGCACAGUUUUCCAAGCCACCAGUUGUUCAUCAGACAGUUGAUUAUGGACAUGGACACAGUCAUGGCCAAGACAUUAGCACCAAUAAAGGCGGACAUAUUCCUUAUGGGGAACGAAUAACUCUACGUCCAGAACCUCCUCAUGAAAGACAGUCCUUUUCAAAAGAACAUCCAAGCCAACGAGAUCGAUACAUGAAGGAAAGAGAAAAUUAUUUUGAGCGGCAAAAUAAUACUUCAGAUCACAGAGAUUUCAGGAGAGAACGAGAACCAUUUAGGGAACGUAUUUCUGGAGAGCAUGAACGGGAAAGAUUUGACAAAGAACGCUAUCCACGAGAAGAUAGGCCAUCUCCUUCAAGAACUCAGUCUUACCGUGACAAAGACUAUUCAAACUCAAGGAAAGGAGGAUUUGAAAGGCAGCCAUAUGAGAGGAAACCUGAUCGUCCGCCUUAUGAUCAUGGGCAUUCCAUGUUUGGAGGUGACCGGAGAAAUUACCCUGAGGAUAGAAUGCCUCUUUCCACUCCACCAAUACCUCGACAGCCACCACCUGCCCCUCGUGUAGAAAAAAAACCAGAAUCUAAAAAUGUGGAUGAUAUACUGAAGCCACCUGGGCGGGAAAGUAGACCAGAGAGGAUUGUCAUUAUCAUGCGAGGAUUACCAGGCAGUGGAAAAACUCAUGUUGCAAAGCUCAUCAGGGAUAAGGAAGUAGAAUGUGGAGGAGCUGCUCCCAGAGUACUCAGCUUGGAUGAUUAUUUUAUUACUGAAGUAGAAAAAGAAGAGAGAGACCCUGAUACAAAGAAAAGAGUAAAAAAGAAGGUUUUGGAGUAUGAAUUUGAAGCUGAUAUGGAAGAAAUCUACCGUGCCAGCUUAUUCAAAACUUUCAAAAAAACUUUGGAUGAUGGAUUCUUUCCCUUUAUUAUUCUUGAUGCCAUUAACGAUCGAGUACGCCACUUCGAGCAAUUCUGGAGUGCUGCAAAAACAAAAGGAUUUGAGGUUUACUUGGCUGAAAUAACUGCCGACCACCAGACUUGUUGUAAGAGAAAUGUUCAUGGACGCAAACUCAAGGAAAUUAAUAAGAUGGCUGACCAUUGGGAGACAGCACCUCGUCAUAUGAUGCGUUUAGAUAUUCGCUCUUUACUACAAGAUGCUGCUAUUGAAGAGGUGGAAAUGGAAGAUUUUGAUGCCAACAUUGAAGAUCAGAAAGAAGAAAACAAAAAGGAUGCAGAAGAAGAAGAAAGUGAACUGGGUUACAUUCCGAAAAGCAAAUGGGAGAUGGAUACUUCCGAAGCAAAACUAGACAAAUUGGAUGGAUUACGAACUGGUGCUAAGAGAAAGCGUGAUUGGGAAGCAAUUGCUAGCAGAAUGGAAGAUUAUCUGCAACUUCCUGAUGAUUAUGAUACCCGUGCUUCGGAACCAGGAAAGAAGAGGGUGAGGUGGGCAGACCUUGAAGAGAAAAAGGAUGCAGACAGAAAAAGAGCUAUUGGCUUUGUUGUCGGACAAACCGAUUGGGAAAAAAUCACAGAUGAAACUGGUCAUUUUGCUGAAAGAGCCCUCAAUCGUACUAAAUACAUCUGAUGCAAUUGUCAAGUGGAAUUUUUCUUCAUUUAAGACCGUUUGCUUUGGUGAGAACUGAACACAAGGUGGCAUGGAAAAGGUCCCUAUCCAUCUUGAAAGUUGUGUACUUUUCUUUUAAAACUUUUACUUCGUUGGGUGCAUCCAUCUUCUUAACUGGUAUUGUCCAGGAUCCCCAAGUUAUAUGGAGUCUUCUUGCAACUAAAUGUGAAAGAAGGUUUUUAUGUUAAAAUUUGUAGUUUUAGCUUUUAUGCUUGCAGUAGAAUGGAAUGGUAAGGCCAAGAACAUUUUCUUCGCUGUAUUAUCACAGAAUGUCAGCAUUACGAUUGCAUUGUUGCUUUGUGGCUGUUGUUAUUUUAUACUGUACAAACUUUGUAGUUUAUUGUACUAGAAAAAAGAAUAAUAAAUUUUCACUAAGAAUUUAGUGAAUGAUACUGUC
Molecule: messenger RNA, 7176 nt
Organism: Anolis sagrei ordinatus
Lineage: Eukaryota; Metazoa; Chordata; Lepidosauria; Squamata; Anolidae
Gene: YLPM1
Product: YLP motif containing 1
Biological process (GO): regulation of telomere maintenance
Cellular component (GO): nucleus
Source: RefSeq, a predicted model, not a curated record